AUGAGACAGAGCACAGGGCUCAAUAAUAUUCUGGUGAAGAUGAAGCACCGGCCACAAAGGUCGCCAGUCGGAGUAGUAUUUUCGCAAGCGUUUGAUAGGAGACACGGAGAGCGUACAAAUGUCAAUAAUGGCGUGAAAAAGAACGGAGUGGUGAGCACCGACCACAAAGAUCGCCGUUUCAGUUGUGUAAUUGUGUUUCCGGCAUUAGCUCUUUUUUCCGAAGCUUUUGAAAAAGUACAACUAUGCUUGGUAUUCAACUUGGAGUUGAAAUUUGAUGAUUACAUUGUCUAUGAACAAGAGUAUCUCAUCAAAGUUCUUCAAAUCAUCAUGAAGGUAGUAUACGAAUACACAUAA
Molecule: messenger RNA, 354 nt
Organism: Lactuca virosa
Lineage: Eukaryota; Viridiplantae; Streptophyta; Magnoliopsida; Asterales; Asteraceae
Source: the annotation of a GenBank genome assembly